AUGGCAUCCCGCUACCGUCGCGAGUCGCCAUUCGCCGCGGUGGAUGCCUACCUCGAAGCUCGGGGCCUGAACGUGGAAGGACCCGUUGCGAGCCCUGCGCCACAGAGCUUUCUGUUUGGUGCGAGCCAUCGACAGAGUGCUGCCUCGACGAGCGGCAAUUCUCGAUCCAGGAAACGCCAAGCCGAAGAUCCGGAGCCUCGGCGAGUCGCCACACCGCAGGCAGCCAACUCAUGGCCCAUGUCUGCGGCCUGGCAGAUGCCAGACGGACUCUUGUCGACAGCUGUCCCUGACAUGGGCUUGAGUGCCCCAAGCGAGAAUCCAAGGCCAGCUCUAAGCUGGAUGCCGAACCCCAUACAUCCAGCACCUGCGCCCGCGCAAUCGGCGGCUUUCGCCGGCCUCCAGCAUUCCGCCACACCAGCCUUGAACCAGCCCGCCCACUACGAUCUUCCAAAGGCAACCAGGCCGAAGGUCCAUGGGACGCAAAUUGAACUGCCCGACCUCUCACCGGAGCAGCAAAUCGCCGUUGACGAGCCGUUGGACUGCCCACUCCUUGUUCUGGCCGGCCCCGGCAGUGGCAAGACACACUUCCUGGCAUGCCGCAUCACACGCGCACUGUCGGCAUCUCCGCCACAGGUGAUCGUUGCCGUGACGUACACACGGAAGGCGGCCGCGGAGUUAUCGCAGCGGGUUCGAAAGCUCGCAGGGCCGGCCGGCAGCAAGGUCUGGAUCAGCACUGUGCACGGGCUGGCGCUGAGGCUCUUGCGCGAGGCUGGAGGCCGGAGGGGGUUGCCCGGCCGUGCAGCCUCAGAUCAGGAUCGCCGAGCUGCGGCACGAGUGGUGCUGGAGCAGCCAGAGCUAGUCCAAUUCUUGCAGGCCUUGCCAGACGCUGCCUUGGAGGAGACUUGUGGCUCGGACGAUGCCGCAGGCACGAAGAAGGGCGAUCCGGCAGCGAAGUUUUUGCGGGCGAUGGAGCAUGUCGGCCGCCAGAAGCGGGACGGAGUCGCUCUGGAAGAGCAACCUCUGCUGGCAAGCGCACACAAGAGCUUCGUGCAGGAACUCCGACGGCGACGAUUGAUGGACGUCUCAGAGGUGAUAGGCUUGGCUUUGAGCUUGCUCGACGAUGACGACCACGGAUCUCCUGGACUCUGCUGGGCGGCGAACUUCGUGCACAUGCUCUUCGUGGACGAGUGGCAGGAUACAGACAAAGAGCAGGCGCAAUUCCUGGCCAAGCUUCUCGCUCAUCGAACGACCGUGACAGCUGUAGGAGACGACGACCAACGCAUCUAUGCUUGGCGCAGAGGUCAAACGAGCACCCCCGCAGAGGCCUUUCGUUCCCACUGGCCUCGAGCACAGCUCAAAACCUUGGGAGCCAACAAACGCUCGCUGCCCCACCUCGUCGAAGCCUCGAAGAAGCUGAUCCUCCACAAUCGUCAGCGUGAGGAGAAAGAGUUGUGGCCUGCGCGUCCGGCAACUACUGUCUCCGACGGGCCCACCGCACAGGUCCAAGCAUUUGCCAAAGAGACAUUAUCGACUGAAGUUCGUUGGGCUGCGGAAGAACUUCGAAGAUUGCGAGGAGAAGGCACUUCGUGGGGUUCAUUUGCGGUGCUGGCACGCACGAACGCUUCAGCCUCCUUCGCGGCCCAGGUGUUUGCCCAGAUGAGCAUUCCAACCUGGCAAUCCACCGCGGCCACACGCAGCAGCAGAACUUCAGGCGCAGCCCGUGCAUCCGUCGUGCUCGACUUGUUCGCGUACCUGAGGCUGGUCGUGGACCCGCACCAUGAUGUGUCGUUCCUUCGUGUGUACAAUGUUCCUCGUCGUGGUGUUGGCAAGGCGGCCCUUCGUUGCCUGCGGGAGCAGUUCGGGGCUCCUGCUCGGCCUGCAGGAGGGGGGGCUUCAUCUCUGGAUGGGGUUAGCGCCCUCAAUCUGCAGGAGGUGGUGUCUCGUGCAGCAAGCCUUGCGGGGUCGACCAAUGGCGGCGCCCCUGGUGAACCAUCCUCUGGAUCCCUGGAGGGUGCGAUGGGACGGCUCUUGAAGGCCCCGUGGCUGGGCUCCAACGCUAGAUCUGCACAAGGGCUCAGCAGCUUGGCCGCUGCUCUUCAUGCUGCCCGCAGAGCAGCUCAGAACGGAAGCGGCAGCGCGGCAGAUGUGCUCCGAGUCAUCAUGGCAAAGACAGGCUUGGGCAGCGCGGACCAAGCGGGACAGGCUUGUCUUGGGCAGAUCCUUGCCGCAGCGGAGAAAUUCACCGUGUGUGCUGAAGCACCCGUGGCUGCAGCUUGCGUGGUACAGUUCCUGCAGGACUCGGCAGCGGGCGGAGGCUUGGGUGGCUGUGGUUCGUCGGCUUCGGCUGCCUCGGCGUCUGAGGGCACAGACAGUGAGCACCAUCCAUCAGGCCAAAGGACGUCAAUUUCCGAGCCUGGAAGAAUCUGGCCAGCCUGGCUGCGGGAAGGCAAGGUAGCUCUGAAGACGGCGGAGAAGAAGAGCGCCGGUCGGUGGACUCAGGAGGGCAAAACGUGCGGAUUGUGA
Molecule: messenger RNA, 2523 nt
Organism: Symbiodinium sp. CCMP2456
Lineage: Eukaryota; Dinophyceae; Suessiales; Symbiodiniaceae
Source: the annotation of a GenBank genome assembly